This is a messenger RNA of Dichomitus squalens LYAD-421 SS1, 1570 nucleotides long. RefSeq lists its product as uncharacterized. The coding region runs from base 215 to 1570 and encodes 451 amino acids. The record is from RefSeq and is a predicted model, not a curated record. NCBI's taxonomy places the organism in Eukaryota, Fungi, Basidiomycota, Agaricomycetes, Polyporales, Polyporaceae. The transcript has 2 exons.
GAACUUGACUCCUCUCGUCAGGUGUUUUCCGCGCGACUCCUGGACAAUCGAGGGGAGUAGUAUACGAUUCACUCGGGCCUUGCUCCCGGCGGACUGGCUCACGUUUUACAAGUACGCAUGGCUGGUGCGCAGGCUAGGGUACACCAACGCUUCGCGAGCACUGACGCUCUCAACGUCGGACAACGUGCUACAAACACUCUGCGCAUACAGGCCUAUGCUUGUGUUGCUCCCGAAUAUCCGAAUUCUUUCUUGGUUCGGUCUCAAGCUCGCAAAUCGAUGGUUGCCGCCGUUGCUAUCGCUGCUGGGAGACAAACUAACCAGAGUCUCCCUCUGCAUCUUGCCUGUUCGCAACCAGACAGAUGGCCAGAUUGUAUUGCGAGACGCGUUUGCACUCCUGAAGGCCAAGGGCCUGCCGCUGACAUCGCUCGACGUCGAUCUGAUUCACGACCGCCACAACAUCCACCCUACGACGUCGGCGGCGUUAUCCACACUUGCAACCUCACUGUCUCACUUGGUGUCCUUCGAAUGCUCCGACAUUCCACUUACCCCGAAUGCAAUCGAGUACCUCCUUGAUCUUGGUACGCUUGAACGCCUUCACGUGCGCCUCCCCGAGAGUACUCUUUGGCCGACCCCGACUGUCGGCGCUGGACGCUCCUCACCAAUUUGCUCCUUGAAGAUCAUUAUGCUCUUCUGCACGCCUUCCGCCUACAACUCGUUCACUCGCGCCGUUAGACUCCCAAGUCUCCGAAGGCUUGUCAUGUUCAAUGACGGCGUCCCCCGCGCCGAAGACUUCCCUGAAUUCUUCAAAUCCAUUCGUCGACAGUGCGACCCAGCCAUGCUCGUCGAUAUCGCUAUCAGUACACACGACGAAUGCAGUUUGGCCCAGGCUUCCCGUAGCGACGCCGUCAUUCACUCUUCAGAUCUUCACCCGCUCUUCGACUUCGAACACCUGACUGCCUUCCACCUCGACAUGCAGUGCAGACACGAUCUCGACGACCAGCUCUUCCUCGACAUGGCCAAAGCGUGGCCUGAGCUCAAACAACUCGACGUCGCCAUCUCGGAAUACUCCGCCUACGACCAGAUGCCUUCUCUCAAAGCCCUCACGAGCCUUGCCCUGCACUGCUCCCACCUAGAGACGCUGGGCGUGCACUUCGACGCCGCGUCCUGGCACUCGGACAGCGACUGGGAACCGUCGGACGUGCCCCCGGAGCGCUUCUUCGGCGAGCUUGCGCACAGAUCGAGCGGGUCGCGUGUGUACUCCCUCAACGUCGGUAUGUCUCCCGUCGAGGGCGGGCAUCAUGUCGCGCUCUUUCUGGCGCGUACGUUUCCGCAGCUCUGCGAGUUGCAUACGGUGUUCGAGCCGACUUUUCCCGACGACGAUGAGGACCCGCGGAGGGAGGUUAUCCGGAAGCGGUGGGAGGAGGUAGCCCGGUACGUUCCGCUGUUCGCCUGCAUAAGGCAGGACGAGCGGCGGAGGUUAGAAGACGAAGACGACGAGGACGACGAGGACGAUGGGGAAGGCGCCGACGACGCCGAUAGCGCCAUAGAUGAAGACGACGAGGAAGCGUAA